Messenger RNA from Camponotus floridanus (Florida carpenter ant), 2036 nucleotides. Its product is annotated as glycosyltransferase 25 family member. The transcript is spliced from 10 exons. NCBI's taxonomy places the organism in Eukaryota, Metazoa, Arthropoda, Insecta, Hymenoptera, Formicidae. Bases 156 to 1865 code for a protein of 569 amino acids. The record is from RefSeq and is a predicted model, not a curated record. Gene Ontology annotation, molecular function: procollagen galactosyltransferase activity.
CGUCCGCCCACGUUUGCAAUGAUAACAACAGAAAAGGGGAUCACGUCGGAUCGUCUCUCGACAUAAUCUGUUUCCGUACUUAAAUCUUGACAGAUCGCAUCGAGAGACGCACGCGAACCAGAACGCGUUAACUUUAUACGCGUCAAUUUUACACGAUGAUACUCGGAAAGUACCAUCUUAUUUAUUUCGCGGUCAACCUCGCGUGGUUUUCUACGUGCGACAUAAUUUCGAAGGAACCCACCGUGUUGAUCGCUAUUUUAGUCAGGAAUAAAGCGCACACGUUGCCCUACUUUCUGAGCCUCUUGGAGCGACAGGAUUAUCCUAAGAAACGAAUAUGUCUCUGGAUACGCAGCGAUCAUAAUGUCGACAGAUCUAUAGAGAUAUUAAAUAAGUGGAUCGGCUUAGAGGGCAAAAAAUAUCAUUGCUUGAAUAUUCAAUUAAAUGCAACGUCGACGAGAUUCGAGGACGAGAGGACAUUUGCCGAUUGGUCACCCCGUAGAUUUGCUCAUGUAAUAGAUUUGCGUGAACAAGCCCUCAAUUACGCGAGGGAGAUAUGGGCGGAUUUCAUUUUCAUGCUGGAUGCUGACGUUUUUUUGACAAAUUCGAGCACUAUGCGCGACUUAGUACUUAAAGGACAGACUGUCGUGGCACCUUUAUUGAGAUCGGACGGCAUGUACAGUAACUUUUGGGCUGGAAUAACAGCGGAGUAUUAUUAUGUACGAACGGAUCUGUACGAACCGAUUUUAUUUCGUGAAAAAACCGGAUGUCACAACGUGCCUAUGGUCCAUAGUGCGGUGCUCAUAGAUCUAAGAAGAUACGAUUCCGAUCGUUUGACUUACAAAGCUGAAAAAUUGAUUGCCUAUAAUGGACCCGAGGAUGAUAUCAUAACUUUUGCCGUUGGAGCAAAUAAAUCGAAUAUACCAUUGUUCGUGUGUAACGACGAAGUUUACGGUUUCGUCAUGGUGCCCCUAGAAAAUGAAGAAACUAUCACGGAAGAUAUGCAACGGUUGACCAACACAAAAGUGGAAAUAUUAGCAUUUAACGAUUAUUUGCCGUUAUCGGACGAUCUGAGAGAAUUCGUAAUAUAUCCGAAGAAAGACACCUUGGGUUUGAAUCACAUUUACAUGAUUAAUCUUGUAAGAAGACCGGAGAGACGUAGAAGGAUGCACAGACUUUUCGAUGAACUUGGCAUUAGGGCAGAAAUUAUUGAUGCCGUGGAUGGUAGGACUUUGAACGAGAGUUCUUUAAAGAAAUGGGGCGUGAUACCAAUGCCGGAAUAUUUUGAUCCCUAUCAUAAAAGGCCGAUGACGAUGGGUGAGAUUGGCUGUUUCCUCAGUCACUACUUGAUAUGGCAGAAGGUGCUAGAGCACGGCUACAAGAAUGUCAUGGUGCUGGAGGACGACGUUCGCUUCGAACCAUUCUUUCGACAGAAAGUCAAUUACGUUUUGGAGGAACUGUCCGCCCUCGGAAUCGAGUGGGACUUGAUAUACGUAGGGAGGAAGAAACUGGUGAAAUCCGAGAGUCCUGUAGAAGGCUCUAAAUUUUUAUUGCACGCGGCAUAUAGUUAUUGGACACUUGGCUACAUUUUAUCGGAAAACGGAGCGAGGAAACUGAUCGGUGCGAUGCCUCUCGGGAAAUUAGUUCCCGUCGACGAGUAUCUUCCCAUUCUUUCAGAUACGCAUCCUAAGGAACAGUGGGCGGCUCAAUUUCCUAUACGAGAUUUAAUUACCUUAUCAACAAAUCCACUCCUGAUUUAUCCGACGCAUUAUACCGGCGAGGACGGUUACAUCAGCGACACGGAAGACUCCAAACUUAUGCAAAAUACUGUCACGCCUAUUAAAUCGGAAAAUCGAUACGAACUAUGAUUAAUUUGGAGAUAAAAAAGAGAAUUUUGAAUUAUCUAGUCGAAGAAAUCAACUAAAAUUUUUAGCUGAAAUUUAUUUUCUCGCGAUAUUAUUGAUCUACUGCCAAUAUACUCUCAUUAUUAACUUGAAGCUGAUAAUGAUUAAAUAUAGUCAUAUAUGUAAUAUAAAUAA